CCCACCCCCUCCCUGGCCUGCUCUGCUCUGCCAUUACUUGGCGUGUGCUGCCGCCGCUGCCGAGGUGAACAGGAGAGAGAAGAAGAAGAAUAGAAGAGCAAGCAGCGAGAACUCUCAGAUACUGAGAGAGAGGAAGAAGAAGAAGAAGAAGAAGAAGAAGAGGAAGGAGGAGAUGGAGGUGCAGGCUCGCCAUGGCUCCCUGCCAACAGGGAGGCAGCAGCGCCUCCAUGGCCGGCCUCACCAUGAACCUACCGCAGGAGGAGGAGAUGAGUGGUGGGAGUACUUCCCCUGCCCCUUCUGCUACGUCGAGGUGGAGGUCCCCUUCCUCUGCGCCCACCUGCAGGAGGAGCACUGCUUCGACAUGAGGAACGCCGUGUGCCCGAUCUGCGCCGAGAACCUCGGGGCCGACACGGCGGGGCAUUUCAGGGAGCAACACUCACAACAACUCAAGAUGAGGAAGUCCUCUUCUUCCAGGGCAGGAGCAGCAGCUGAUGACAAGGAGGCAUAUGAAGAUGAGGACUCCUACUUUGAGGAAUCCUCAUACAUCAUGGGCCGGCCGGUUCCCGAUGACCAUUCCCCCGACCCUCUGCUCUCCCAGUUCAUCUGCGCCUUCGCGCCGCCCCCGGUCGUCGAUCCGGAGCCCAGCAAGGCCGAGGAGGAGGAUCAUGCUGCACCUUCCUCAGAUGAUCAGAGGCUGAAUCAGGUUGUGAUGGACGACGCGUCGAAGGAGGACCUCGAGGAGCGGCUGCGGAGGGUCGAGUUUGUGAAGCAGAUGCUGAUGACGACGGUCGCUUGGGACUGAUGAUUCUCCAGCAGGGUUGGUUUCAGCACUUGACUAGCUAGGGCUGUUCAGGAUCUCUUGGAUGUGUGCCGUUUUUGUUGAGAUUGACCCCUUGGCACAUGUACACCUGCAACCUUGGAUUAUUACCUGAAUUGACCAAUCUUGAUCCCUUUAAGCUAAGCUUUGGUUACCUUCA
This is a messenger RNA of Triticum dicoccoides, 977 nucleotides long. Its product is annotated as protein DEHYDRATION-INDUCED 19 homolog 6-like. The transcript is spliced from 5 exons. The coding region runs from base 173 to 802 and encodes 209 amino acids. Lineage: Eukaryota; Viridiplantae; Streptophyta; Magnoliopsida; Poales; Poaceae. The record is from RefSeq and is a predicted model, not a curated record.